CUUUCCCAUUCCUAUCGGCCAGGCGCAACAUGGCGGACUAGGAGAGGCGGCACGACAGCGCCCGGAUACAGCGAGUAAAACGCGGGAUACAGGCACCCGGCGUCCCGGAGAGCACGAAACCAGAUCCUGGGGGAAGUGAAGAGAACGGAAGGCGAUAAACGGAGCACUUUAGGACUGGUUUGGACAUGUAAUUUUGAAGCAGGUUCCGAGCGGGCCGUGUACAGCGCUACCUCGGCACUCGGGGUGAGGAGGAGUCCGGGGCCGGGACAUCGAGUGCUGGAUACCAACUUCACAAACCCUCGCUCUUCGGUGCAGCUAAUAACGGUGUGCAGUGUGUGAAAAAGCGCGGUGAGGCAAUCAUUGUGCGAAUGAGUGAGUGAUGCAGAGCACUUUUUUGCAGGGCAGUAUGGGGUUGUGUCCCCUGCUCCUGUUGUUUGCCUUGGCCUUUGGAUUGGCCCAGGAAACACCCAACCUCCAAAAUCAGAGUUCGAUCACAGUCACACCCAAACCCACAACUACUCCUCUCACAGCAGUCCCCCUUACUGAUGACCACGACCCCACAACCACAACCACGUCCAACGAGCAUUCUGCAAAUAAUGCCACCUCGAAAGUAACAGGAGCGACACAAGCUCCAGGGGUUCCCAUGACUCCUUCCGCUCCUGCUCCAGCUGUGCCUCCAGGCUCCAGUAACACUAAUCACACUGAUGCUCCACCCCCAGGGACAACCACCGUUAUAGGAGGAGAGACGGAGAAGAAAAUCACCUCUCCUCAUCCCACAACUCUGCCCCCUCCUUCCACAACUGAGGGUUCUAAUUUGACCCAUCCCAUUCAACCUGAUCCUGAUCUUGACCCUGUUGACAAUAAUAAUAAUGUUACAUCUGGCAUGACAGAACCACCUGAAAUCACCACACCAUACAUCAGCAGUCCUCCAGGUGGAGGUGGAGGUGGUGAAGACACGGCAAUCAUCGCCGUGACUGUUGCUUUAUCGUCCCUGCUGGUCAUCAUCUUUAUCAUCAUCGUACUCUACAUGCUCAGGUUUAAGAAGUACAAGCAGUCAGGAAGCCAUUCGAAUUCCUUCAGGCUGACCAAUGGCAGGACUGAUGACACAGAGCUUCAGAGCGUGCCGCUGUUAGCCCGGUCGCCCAGCACUAACAGGAAGUACCCACCCCUUCCAGUAGACAAACUCGAGGAGGAGAUGAACCGUCGCAUGGCCGAUGACAAUAAACUCUUUCGGGAGGAAUUCAACGCUCUGCCAGUUUGCCCCAUCCAGGCCUCAUGCGAUGCCGCCUCCAAGGAAGAGAACAAGGAGAAGAACCGAUACGUCAACAUUCUGCCCUACGAUCACUCCAGGGUACAUCUCUCCCCUCUAGAGGGCGUCCCAGACUCAGAUUUCAUCAAUGCCUCUUACAUUAAUGGUUAUCAGGAGAAGAACAAGUUUAUAGCUGCCCAAGGGCCAAAAGAGGAGACGGUGAAUGACUUCUGGAGAAUGAUCUGGGAGCAGAACACUGCCACCAUUGUCAUGGUGACCAACCUGAAAGAGCGGAAGGAGUGUAAGUGUGCUCAGUACUGGCCGGAUCAGGGCUGCUGGACGUACGGGAACAUCCGUGUGUCUGUUGAGGAUAUGACCGUGCUGGUGGAUUACACCGUACGCAAGUUCUGCAUUCAGCAGGUGGGGGAUGUAUCAGGGAAGAAGCCCCAGAGGCUGGUGACUCAGUUUCAUUUCACCAGCUGGCCAGAUUUUGGCGUGCCCUUUACACCUAUCGGCAUGCUCAAAUUCCUUAAAAAGGUUAAAGCGUGCAACCCGCAGUACGCUGGGCCUAUAGUGGUGCACUGCAGUGCGGGUGUUGGGAGGACCGGCACCUUCAUUGUAAUCGAUGCAAUGUUGGAUAUGAUGGGUGCCGAGAGGAAGGUGGAUGUGUUCGGCUUUGUCACGAGAAUACGAGCCCAGCGGUGCCAAAUGGUCCAGACCGAUAUGCAGUACGUAUUUAUUUUCCAGGCUCUGUUAGAGCACUACCUGUAUGGAGACACAGAGCUGGAGGUCACCUCUCUAGAGACUCAUCUGAACAAACUGUAUAAUCCUUUUCCUGGAGCAGGUUGUAGUGGGCUGGAGGCGGAGUUCAAGAAACUCACUUCUAUAAAGAUCCAGAAUGAUAAAAUGAGAACAGGGAACCUUCCAGCCAACAUGAAGAAGAACCGUGUGCUGCAGAUCAUUCCAUACGAGUUUAACCGAGUGAUCAUUCCUGUAAAGCGUGGUGAGGAAAGCACAGACUACGUCAAUGCCUCCUUCAUCGAUGGAUACAGGCAGAAGGACUCCUACAUGGCCAGUCAGGGCCCAUUGCAGCACACCAUUGAGGACUUCUGGAGAAUGAUCUGGGAGUGGAGGAGCUGCUCUAUUGUGAUGCUUACUGAACUGGAGGAGAGAGGACAGGAGAAGUGUGGUCAGUACUGGCCUCUUGAUGGAGUGAUGACAUGUGGUGAUAUGUCCAUUGAGCUGAAGAGAGAGGAGGAAUGUGAAAGCUACACUGUCAGAGAUUUGCUUGUCACCAACACGAGAGAGAAUAAAUCUCGUGCUGUGCGUCAGUUUCACUUUCACGGCUGGCCUGAGGUGGGGAUCCCUACCGACGGUAAAGGCAUGAUCAACAUCAUUGCUGCCGUGCAGAAACAGCAGCAGCAGUCUGGAAACCACCCAAUCACAGUGCACUGCAGCGCCGGCGCAGGUCGUACGGGCACAUUUUGCGCUUUGAGCACGGUUCUAGAGCGUGUGAAGGCAGAGGGCAUUCUAGACGUCUUUCAAACAGUAAAGAGCCUGCGACUGCAGAGACCACACAUGGUGCAGACACUGGAGCAGUAUGAAUUUUGCUACAAAGUGGUCCAGGAGUACAUCGAUGCCUUUUCCGACUAUGCAAACUUUAAGUAGGGACCCUACUGAGUGAGCGACUCAGCCUCUCUCUCACACACACAUUCACACAUACACAGUUACACACGCAAACUCAGCACUGGACUGGCCGCAAUCACAGAAAAGGGAACAAGAACAGAAGAGGACGAGCGAUGGCAUUUUUGUUCGGACAAGGACCCAAAAAAGAUGCCUUCUUGAGUAUUUUGUAAUUUCGUGUAUUGUCUUGUAAUAUGUUCCUCUUUAUUAUUAUUCCAAUGUAAAUAUACUACCCCUAUCGUUUAUUUGUUUUUAAAUGCAAGUUUUAGUGACCUUUUUUUCCCGCCCUAAUGUAGUUUACAGGUAUAUGAGUAUAAACAGAGUUAUAUGACUCUAAAUUGGUUUUGAGUUGAACAGCUGGACCGUGGGGUGAUUUUCCUUUUUUCCUCUCUUUGUGCAGCUGAGUAAUGGAGGCCUGACCCCUCAGACCUGUCUCACAAAUACACAGCCUCUUUACCUUUGCAUUUUCUUUUUUUAAAUAUUCAGAGCAUUGAGCAGGUCUACGCUGGAGAAUCCGGGCUGAUUUAAUCCUCCUUCGAAAAAAAAAUAUAAAAAAAAGAGAAAAAAAUAAAAGUAAAGAAAAAUCA
This is a messenger RNA of Silurus meridionalis, 3519 nucleotides long. RefSeq names its product protein tyrosine phosphatase receptor type A (gene ptpra). The record is from RefSeq and is a predicted model, not a curated record. Lineage: Eukaryota; Metazoa; Chordata; Actinopteri; Siluriformes; Siluridae. Gene Ontology annotation, biological process: protein dephosphorylation. Gene Ontology annotation, molecular function: protein tyrosine phosphatase activity. Bases 380 to 2917 code for a protein of 845 amino acids. The transcript has 23 exons.